UUCAUGGGAGUUGCUAUCGCACAACUGAAGAUGUUUUGUUGUGAAAUGUGAGUUACUUAAUUGAUGACAUUUGUCUGCAAUGAUUUGAAAAAAAAAUAUCUUGCAACCAUUAAGUAUAAUUAGGAGGCAUUUUUGGAAGUUUAUUAUGAUAUUUGGGUGGAGUUAAGUAAAUUUUGCGUGUUUGCUGAGUUACUGUAGUUUAUGAUGCACUUAUAUUAUGCGUAAUUAGUAAGGCUACGUGGACUGUAUCUAAAUGUGUUUAAAUAUUAUUUAUGAAUUGGACAAAAAUGUUUUACCUUAGAAACUACUGUAGCCUUGAAAUGACUUUCGUAUCUAUAUGGUUUUUGCUGUGUGUACCAGGGUGAUUUGUAGGUUUAAUCAUCAGGAAUAUUAUAAAUAUUUUCUUACGUAUGUUGACGCAUCAUAGAGAGACUUUCUCUUACAGUGUUUUAAAACAAAUUAAUGUUAUAUUUGUAUUAGUUUUUGUUACACCGUUCAGAAUACAUAAAUAUGCGUAUGUGAAAUUUGUUAACUGUAAUACAUAAUAACUAGUUUUACUAGUAACAUUCUUCUUCAUAAUGUAUAUUAAAUUAUUUAUAUUUCAAAUAUUAUGUAUUGAUGAUACAUGUUCCUGCAAUCGGGCUACUAUAGCCCGGUCGCAAGGUUAAUGUUUUACUUAUUUUGAGAAUUGUUUGAGUAGUAACAUUUAGCUGUUCACCAAAAUAAUGUAUGAACCAAAUAAUUUUCAACUGAGAAUAAUUUUUAAAUUUGUUUUUGUUGUAUAGGAGGACCCAAAAUAGAUAUUCGAAAUAAGAGUACCUUUAACGUACUGAAAAAUUUCAUACAUAUUAAUAUCAAACAUCAUAUCAUGCAGCUAUUUUAUAAAUUUAAUUAUAUGUUAUAAAGGAUAUAUGAGAAAUUAUUGUUUUCUUGUUAACUGUUAAAUGUUAUUAUCAAAGGGUAACAAACAACCGUACCAAUCAAAUCUUUGUGCUUACUAAUAGUAAUGCUUAUAUUCAAUAUUAUCAAAGUGCAAAAUACUAAUAUACCAAUACCUAGAUGUACAUAUACAAAAAAAUAGGUAGAUAUUUAUUUUAGUAUUUUAACUGUUAACAUAAAAAAUGUUAAAUAUUAAAAAGAUUAUUUAUGAAACAAAAUUGUAAGUGUAUUGUGUAAUGUGCUGUUGUUACGUGGCACCGGUCACAGGCUAGUGUGUCGUGAAUGUGCGUCAGAAUGUCCAAGUUGAGUCAGAAAUGGCCCGUGAAGCUGCUCGGACUGUGCCUCUGGCGUUGGUGCGCUCACAUUCAGCACCAGCAACAGCAGUUGGCCUCGCUCAAGUGGGUCACAGUGAAGCGCUGCAUGGCUGCUCUGUUGGUGUUCAGCGUCGUGUCCAUCGUGUUCUACAUGCACUACCUUGUUCAGCUGUCGUUUCAGAACAAGCCGCGCCCAGAGCCGUUCAUUCAGUGCCAUGUGCCGAGCGGCAUGCUGAGCACCCCGGAUCAUCGCUCUGCCGCUCGCCUACGCAUUGACCCCAAAGUGUUGGUGGUCGUGGACACACCUGACUCACGUCUGGGUCGUGAGAUUGCCGAGUUAUUGGUGUACAACAGGAUAAAAAGUGAAAUUUUGGUUAUCGGUGCACCGGUGGUACAUAAAACCUUGGAAAAUGUCAACCAGUCCGCACAUAAGGUAGACAUGUCAGGAAAGCCACUACCGGUACUUACGAAUUUGGACCGUGGGAAAUAUAGUGUUGUGGUGUUUGACAAUAUGAACAGUUAUGUAUACAUGGAUAAGUGGAAUAGAGGUUUACUGGACAAGUAUUGCAAGGAUUAUGGGGUUGGCAUUGUGGGGUUCAACCAUCCGAGUGAAGAGACACUCGUAGGAGCUCAGUUGUCCGGGUUUCCGCUGUUUGUCCACACUAACCUCAGGUUAAAAGAUGCAAUCCUGAAUGCAGCAUCUCCCGUAUUGCGUGUUUUGAGACCUGGGAACACAGUCUGGGGAGCGCUUCCUGGUGAAAAUUGGAUGGUUUUUUCUCCAAACCAUACAACUUAUGAACCUCUGGUUUGGGCCACUCAGGUUGUGGAGCACGAUGAUGCCAUCAGACGUCUUCCUGUGGUGCUGCAUGAUACGGGCGCCUACGAUGGCAUCCAGCGAGUGCUCUUUGGCAGCGGUCUAAUGUUUUGGUUGCACAGAUUGCUGUUUCUUGAUGCUCUUUCAUAUCUAAGCCAUGGCCAAAUAAGCAUAAGUCUUCAGAGAUACGUUCUAAUUGAUAUUGACGAUAUUUUUGUUGGAGAGAGAGGCACAAGACUGAAGAAGGAUGAUGUAGAAGCAUUGUUAGAAACUCAAGAGCGAAUACAGAGGAUAAUUCCAGGUUUCCGUUUCAACUUGGGAUUUUCUGGAAAAUACUUCCACCAUGGGACGCAGGAAGAAAAUAUAGGUGAUGACAUACUGUUGCAAAACGUAGGUAGAUUUACAUGGUUCUGUCACAUGUGGAGCCAUCAGCAGCCUCACCUUUACGAUAACGUAACGUACUUGGAAACAGAGAUGGGUCUGAACCAUGCUUUUGCAGAAGAGCACGGCAUCCCAGUGGACUCCGGGUAUUCCAUCUCCCCCCAUCACUCGGGCGUGUACCCCGUUCACGAAAUUCUUUAUGAGGCUUGGAAAUCCGUGUGGAACGUGAAAGUGACAGCAACGGAAGAGUAUCCGCACCUGCGACCGGCAAGACUUCGCAAGGGCUUUGUCCACAGGAACGUCAUGGUGCUCCCUCGACAGACAUGCGGUCUCUUCACUCACACCAUCACCAUCGAACGCUACCCAGGUGGCAGAGAGAAGCUUGACGAAUCAAUCCAGGGAGGAGAGCUGUUUCAAACGCUGGUAUUCAAUCCCAUCAAUAUCUUCAUGACCCACAUGUCUAACUACGGCAAUGACAGGCUGGGUCUUUACACAUUCGAGUCUGUGUUGAGGUUUGUGCAGUGUUGGACUAACCUCCGUCUGCUGACCGCCUCGCCGGUCCAGCUGGGAGAAAAGUACUUCAAGCUGUACCCAGAUGAGGUGAACCCUCUUUGGGGCAAUCCCUGCCACGACGCUCGUCAUCUUAAGAUAUGGUUUCCCAAGCCGUGUGACCAGCUGCCACACUUUCUGGUAAUUGGACCCCAGAAAACAGGUACAACUGCACUCUACACAUUCCUCUCCAUCCACCCCAAUGUAACGAGCAACUACCCAAACCCAGACACUUUUGAAGAGAUUCAGUUCUUCAGUGGUAAAAAUUACUACAGGAGCUUAGAAUGGUACAUGAAUUUUUUCCCUUCGCUUCACAACAGUAGUUUCCAAUAUUUGUUCGAGAAGAGUGCCACAUAUUUUGAAGGGGAGCUGGUUCCCAAACGGGCACGGGCACUGUUGCCUCACGCCAAGAUAGUGACAAUACUGACAUCGCCCACGAAGCGGGCUUACAGCUGGUACCAGCACGCCCGGGCCCACGGCAACCAGAUGGCUCUGGAGCAUUCAUUUCACCAGGUGGUGACUGCCAACGACACUGCGCCCAAGCCCUUGCGUGAGCUGAGGAACCGCUGCUUGCACCCCGGCAAGUACUCUCAGCACUUGGAGCGCUGGCUCCUGUACUUCCCAGCCCAGCAGAUCUACGUGAUCGACGGAGACCUGUUGCGGUCCAACCCGGUCAAGACGAUGACGGAUCUGCAGCACUUCCUGAACAUCACCCCGCCGCUGAACUACUCGUCGCAGCUGAGGUUCGACCCGAAGAAGGGCUUCUUCUGCCAGGUGAUGGAGACGAACCAGACCAAGUGUCUGGGGCGGAGCAAGGGCAGGAAGUACCCUGCCAUGGAGGAGCGCUCGCUCAAGUUCCUCCAGCGCUACUACCUGUCCCACAACACGGCUCUGGUCAAGCUGCUGAAGCGUGUCUCCUUCUGGAGCUUCCCGGCUUGGCUGCGGGAGGAGCUGGCCGACUCGGCGGCCACCUGACGGUGACGAAGACACAAGGCCACCUCCAAGAUGACAGUAGCUGGGCCACCAUCUGAUCUCAUUUCAAAAGCACACCUUCUGGCUGCCAGGACAUCGCAUCGCAAGACACCGCCUCAUGAGGGCAUGAUACUGUCCGAACGACCCGUGGUGUAUCUGUCUCGAAAACAAACCUUCUCUGCGUGUCGUUGGCUCCACAGUUCUUGUGCGGGAAGGGAGCUCAACCAGCGGCUGUACGGCAAGUGCCCCGACGACCAACAGCACAACUACGUCA
This is a messenger RNA of Bacillus rossius redtenbacheri, 4243 nucleotides long. RefSeq names its product bifunctional heparan sulfate N-deacetylase/N-sulfotransferase (gene sfl). The record is from RefSeq and is a predicted model, not a curated record. The coding region runs from base 1222 to 3972 and encodes 916 amino acids. Gene Ontology annotation, molecular function: heparan sulfate N-sulfotransferase activity; deacetylase activity. Gene Ontology annotation, cellular component: Golgi apparatus. NCBI's taxonomy places the organism in Eukaryota, Metazoa, Arthropoda, Insecta, Phasmatodea, Bacillidae. The transcript is spliced from 3 exons.